This is a messenger RNA of Durusdinium trenchii, 630 nucleotides long. NCBI's taxonomy places the organism in Eukaryota, Dinophyceae, Suessiales, Symbiodiniaceae. The record is from the annotation of a GenBank genome assembly.
AUGCCCCCAGUGGUGUCACGGACGGAGUUCCGGGCUUUGGAUCCGAACGAUGAGAACCUGACGGACCGGAGAUCGGAGGUCGAAUCGCGAAGUGGCCAGGAUCGCGAACGCCAUGCGAACGCAGUCUUGGCAGAGGUCGACGAGCUCAAGGAGGAGCGACAAGAAGAGCAGGUCACGGAGGAGCAAUUUAUGCCUGGUCAAAUGAUCCAUCGCAUCCUCGGGAAAGGUGAAGAAGGGCAGACGGGCGCUGGAUUGGAUGAAGCUGAUGAUAUUGAUGUCAUCGCUGAGGCUAUUCAGGAGAAAUCGGAUGAAGAGAUGGCAGAGGAGGCAGCAGAGGAACGGAUCUCUGGGAAUGAAGAAGAGCUGAACGAGAGGAUCCAGAUUCAGAAGGCUUUCGCUUUCGAUGGGGGCGGCUGGGGGAAGGCCCAACCUCAAACGGCCGAUGAAGAGGCCGCUGAAGCGGCCGCUGAAGCGGCCCCUGAAGCGGCCCCUGUGGAGGAGGAGGAGCUGAUGAGGAUGAGCGUCAAGGAGCUCAAGCAGUUCCUCCGCCUCCGUGCCGUGCGCAUCCCUGCCUCCCUGGCCGAGAAGUCUGAGCUUCGAGGAGGAGCUGAAGAGAAUGGAGGAGGCUGA